AUGUCAGCAGGAAAGAGCUGUAGAUGCUGCAGAUGCCAAUUGCUAAGAUUCUUGAAACCGAUUCAUAAAGGAAUUAUAGCGGCGGAGAUUGCCCAGCGAGCUCUGACCUGGGGGCCUCGAAAAUUUGCACGGAAUUUCUCAAGACUCAGAAAUGACGGAAAUCUCAUGCAGCUUGGAUGCAGGCUUUGGACUACUUUACAUGUAAAGACGUCAGGCCUGUCAACGCCUUUUCCGACUCGAUACUGGCGUACGCGAGCUGUACGGAAUGCAGAGAAGCAAAGUCGGCCAUGUACUGAUUUCAAGCGGAGACCUGAAAAGCGCCAUAGCAGGAGUGUGUGCCUCGCCAGUCCCAAUGAGCCAGAGCAUACACCAUCGGCUGUGAGUCUGUGGAUCGAUCUGAGAUGGCGAUGGUGUUUCGAGUCAAGUCAAGCGAUGAAGCUGGGAUCUGAUGAAGGGGAGAAGGAGUACAGAGUAAUGGCGGAGGAAGGGCAGAGGGAUCAGGGGACCUAUUUUAGGAAGGCUUGGCACAGUCAGAGCGAGGAAGGUGAGCCGAGAUGGAUGAAGGGCUAG
Messenger RNA from Pseudocercospora fijiensis CIRAD86, 570 nucleotides. RefSeq lists its product as uncharacterized. The record is from RefSeq and is a predicted model, not a curated record. The transcript has 9 exons. NCBI's taxonomy places the organism in Eukaryota, Fungi, Ascomycota, Dothideomycetes, Mycosphaerellales, Mycosphaerellaceae. The coding region runs from base 1 to 570 and encodes 189 amino acids.